AUGGAAGACUAUGGAGAUCAGCCAUUGUUGAAGAAACACUACUAUCAUGAAAAUUGUCCUGGUUGUAAGGUGGAUCAAGCCAAGGAAUUGAAACAGGAUGUUACAUUCAGAAAUGUUUUCACUAUAUGGAUUGUUAUUUUAUGCAGCACUCUUCCUAUAGCUUCUCUAUUUCCCUACCUUUAUUUCAUGGUAAAAGAUUUUAAUAUUGCUGAAACUGAAGAAGAUAUCAGUUCCUAUGCUGGUUAUGUAGGAUCUGCAUUCAUGGUUGGAAGAGCAUUGACUUCCAUAUUGUGGGGAAUGGUAGCCGAUCGCUACGGUCGAAAACCUGUUGUCAUUAUAGGAAUUAUUUCUGUUGUAAUUUUCAACACACUAUUUGGCCUUUGCACAAGUUUUAGGAUGGCUAUUAUAAUGAGAUUUCUUCUUGGAGCUUUAAAUGGUUUGGUUGGACCAAUGAAGGCUUAUUCUUCUGAAAUAUUUAGAGAAGAGUACCAAGCUUUAGGACAAUCAACGGUUGCAGCUGCUUGGGGAGUUGGUUUGGCCUUUGGACCAGCAUUGGGAGGCUAUUUGGCUCAGCCAGUCCAAAAAUAUCCAAAUAUAUUUCCAAAGGAUUCCUUUUGGGAUAAGUUUCCAUACUUCCUACCUUGCUUCAUUGUAUCAGCUAUGGCACUUGCAGUUCUAAUUUCCUGCAUUUGGUUACAGGAGACACUUCAUAACCACAAAACUGAAGCUUUGGAAAAUAGAACCAAUGAGACCGACAAAAACAAGAUGAUCCAAAAAGAUGAAAGCCUUCUAAGAAAUUGGCCCUUAAUGUCAUCUAUUAUUGUUUAUUGUGUUUUCGCAAUUCAUGACAUUGCUUUUAUUGAGAUUUUCUCAUUAUGGAGUGUUAGUCCUCGAAGGUUGGACGGUUUGAACUUUGAAACUAAUGAUGUUGGGAGUGUUCUUGCACUAGCAGGUGUAGCUAUUAUAAUAUUCCAGCUUGGCAUAUAUCAAUCGGUCCAAAAAAUUUGUGGACCUAUUGUCCUUGCUCGCAUCGCAGGGGUGUUAUCGAUACCAAUCUUGCAAAGCUUCCCCUUCAUGACAAUGUUGUCUGGCUUUACGUUGAACAUAUCGAUAUAUAGUGCUGCUAUUCUAAAGAAUCUUUUCAUUGAAGUAAUUUCUACUGGUUUAUACAUUCUGCAAAAUAAAGCAGUGGAUCAACACCAAAGAGGUGUAGCAAAUGGCAUUUGCAUAACUGCUAUGUCUGCAUGCAAGAUAAUUGGUCCAGCGGCAGGGGGUGCUAUAUUAACUUGGUCACAAAAACUAGGGAUGCAUGCUUCUUUCCUCCCGGGCCCUCAUCUGGUCUUCUUUGGGCUCAAUCUUGUUGAAGGACUUGCAUUGUUGUUGACAUUCAAACCAUUUUUGAUUGAAAGAAAAACACCCUCAGAACAGUUGUAUUGA
This is a messenger RNA of Vicia faba (fava bean), 1437 nucleotides long. The record is from the annotation of a GenBank genome assembly. Lineage: Eukaryota; Viridiplantae; Streptophyta; Magnoliopsida; Fabales; Fabaceae.